Bufo bufo (common toad) is the source of this 1017-nucleotide messenger RNA. RefSeq names its product down-regulator of transcription 1 (gene DR1). The record is from RefSeq and is a predicted model, not a curated record. NCBI's taxonomy places the organism in Eukaryota, Metazoa, Chordata, Amphibia, Anura, Bufonidae. Gene Ontology annotation, cellular component: negative cofactor 2 complex. The coding region runs from base 309 to 836 and encodes 175 amino acids. Gene Ontology annotation, biological process: positive regulation of transcription by RNA polymerase II; RNA polymerase II preinitiation complex assembly; chromatin remodeling. Gene Ontology annotation, molecular function: general transcription initiation factor activity; TBP-class protein binding; core promoter sequence-specific DNA binding. The transcript is spliced from 3 exons.
GCCGCGCUCCCCCUCAGACGCCGCUUCCGGCGGGAGAAGGAGGCUCUCGGGCUGUGCGUGGUCUCUCCGCCGGGAUGUUCCUGUGACCGGAUUCUACUCAUCCCCCAAUACUUGUCCUCGGGAGAAUGCUGUGAGGCGGGGCGGGCAGCCUACGGCGUCCUCCUCUCUCUGGGCUUUUAUCGCGGACUGUGGAUUCGUCUCCCUUUGGUUUUAGAGCCGUGUGUGCAGGGCUCGUUCCCACAUCACUCGCCCCCUAACGAGGGAAACCUCGCCCCGUCUCCGUUACUCGCCCCCUCCCCCCCAGAGACAUGGCCUCCUCCUCCGGUAACGAUGACGAUCUCACCAUUCCCCGGGCCGCCAUCAACAAGAUGAUAAAAGAGACUCUGCCCAGUGUCCGAGUGGCCAACGACGCCCGGGAGCUGGUGGUGAAUUGCUGCACGGAGUUCAUCCAUCUCAUCUCCUCGGAGGCCAAUGAGAUCUGCAACAAGUCUGAGAAGAAGACCAUCUCCCCCGAGCACGUCAUCCAGGCACUCGAAAGUUUGGGCUUUGGAUCCUACAUCAGCGAGGUAAAAGAAGUACUGCAAGAGUGCAAGACGGUAGCAUUAAAAAGAAGGCAGGCAAAUUCUCGCCUAGAAAACCUCGGCAUUCCAGAAGAAGAGCUUCUAAGGCAGCAGCAAGAGUUGUUUGCAAAAGCCAGGCAGCAACAAGCAGAAUUGGCCCAGCAGGAAUGGCUACAAAUGCAGCAAGCUGCUCAGCAGGCACAACUGGCAGCGGCCUCGGCAAGUGCGACCAACCAAGCGGGCUCCUCCCAGGACGAGGAAGACGACGACAUCUGAAUCUCUCCUGCUGGUUUUUGUAUCCACCAUCUAAAUAGUUUUCAUCUGCACAAUGGAAAAUACGCUCACCUGUACAUUAUUUUUCUUUUUUUUUUAUGCGUCUUUGGUGGACUGGUCAAUUUGGUAUUGUAGGGAUGUCUGUUAAGUCUCCACAAUUGUAUGCUAUGUACAUUUAAAAAAA